AUGCCAGUACCACAGGAAGAUGCUCUCCCAGUAGGAAACCCAACUUCAUCCUCGCAUACCGUCCCUGCGGAGGCUCAACCGGAAGUAGCAGAAGUCCUGGAGAAAUUCCAGAAAUUAGGUGAAGAAGCGGCUGCCGAAGAGGAAGGUGACAGUGAUGACGAAGAUGGUGAAGCUGAGGGAGAAGGAGUAGGUGUAGCUGGGGAAGGAGCGACGGAGGGUGCAGGUGGUGAAGGUGGUAAGAAGAAGAAAAAGAAGAAGAAGAAGGGGAAAGCUUCAAAAGCUGUUCAGAAGUUGAAGAAUAUUGCUACGGGUCAAGCACCUCAACAGGUAAUUGAUGCAGUUCGAGAACAGAUGGACCCGCAAGAAUCGAAUGCCGCUACUGAUGAGGAAAUUCAGAAAGCUUUGAAAGCAGCCGACUUUAUGAAAAUCUUGGAAGGUAAAGUAGCUCUGGGUAACAAAUCAAAUAGCAAAAAUCUCGGUGAACAUAAAUUCUGGAAAACACAGCCUGUUCCUCAAUUCCCUACUUCCUCCUCUGGUGCGGCAUUAGAAGAAGGUCCUAUAGAUUCUUACAAGACCCCUGCGGAUGUGAAGCAGGAACCUGGGGCUUUACCUUCAGGUUUCGUUUGGAGUCUGAUAGAUAUCAAGAAUGAAGAGCAGUGUAAAGAGGUUUAUGAUUUGUUAUCGGAAAAUUACGUUGAGGAUGAUGAAGCUAUGUUCAGAUUCAAGUAUUCUAAAGAAUUCUUACUUUGGGCGUUGACUGCACCAGGGUAUUAUCCAGAUUGGCAUAUUGGCGUAAGAGUACAGAAGACAGGGAAAUUAAUCGCUUUCAUUUCUGGUAUCAAGAUUGAGAUCAGAGUCAGGUCAAAGACAUUCGAUUCAGCCGAUAUCAACUUCUUGUGUGUUCACAAGAAAUUACGAUCGAAGAGAUUAACUCCUGUCUUGAUCAAGGAAGUCACGAGAAGAGUGAACCUAGAGAAUGUCUGGCAGGCCAUAUAUACGGGUGGUGUGGUCAUUCCCACUCCUAUAGGUACAUGUCGAUACUGGCACCGAAACCUCAACCCUCCCAAACUCGUAGACAUAGGAUUCUCGCCCCUCCCACGAGGAUACACUAUCGCACGAUUAGUCAAAUCAUACUCCGUACCUCCUCACCCUAGGAUACCAGGAUUCAGAGAGAUGACCGAAAGUGAUGUACCUCAAGUAGGCGAUUUAUUGAGAAAGUACUUGAACCGGUUCGAUAUCGCUCAGACGUUUGGUAAAGAUGAGGAAGUCAGGCAUUGGUUCUUAUCUGGACAAGGAAAGGAAGAUAAAGAUGGUAAGAGGUUAGAACAGGUUGUAUGGUCAUACGUUGUUGAGGAUCCAACGACCAACCUCAUAACCGAUUUUAUGUCCUUCUAUUCCCUCCCAUCAACCAUCAUGAAACAUCCCAAACACGAUAUGCUCAAAGCUGCAUACAUGUUCUACUACGCUUCCGACGUGAUCUUCCAACCUGGUGGAUCAGCCGAUGAUGCUGCCACGCACGAUAUGAAGACCAACAGGAAAUUGGAAGAGAGAUUGAACGCUUUGAGUAAUGAUAUGUUGAGUAUUGCUAAAGCUGCCGGUUUCGACGUACUUAACGCAUUGAGUUGUUUGGAUAAUAAUAUGUUCUUACAAGAACAGAAGUUCGGUCCCGGUGAUGGUUACUUGAACUACUACCUGUACAACUGGUCUUGCGCACCCAUCGACGGUGGUCAGCGAACGACCUCUCAAAAGCAAGGUUCAGGUAUAGGUGUGGUGAUGCUUUAA
This is a messenger RNA of Kwoniella botswanensis, 1782 nucleotides long. Its product is annotated as glycylpeptide N-tetradecanoyltransferase. Gene Ontology annotation, cellular component: cytoplasm. Gene Ontology annotation, molecular function: glycylpeptide N-tetradecanoyltransferase activity. Gene Ontology annotation, biological process: N-terminal peptidyl-glycine N-myristoylation. The transcript is spliced from 12 exons. Bases 1 to 1782 code for a protein of 593 amino acids. Lineage: Eukaryota; Fungi; Basidiomycota; Tremellomycetes; Tremellales; Cryptococcaceae. The record is from RefSeq and is a predicted model, not a curated record.